This is a messenger RNA of Hypoxylon trugodes, 2142 nucleotides long. Its product is annotated as nitrilotriacetate monooxygenase component A. Gene Ontology annotation, molecular function: oxidoreductase activity, acting on paired donors, with incorporation or reduction of molecular oxygen; monooxygenase activity. The transcript has 4 exons. The coding region runs from base 238 to 1698 and encodes 486 amino acids. The record is from RefSeq and is a predicted model, not a curated record. NCBI's taxonomy places the organism in Eukaryota, Fungi, Ascomycota, Sordariomycetes, Xylariales, Hypoxylaceae.
ACGUCCGGGUAGCAAUCAAGCUCGCGGUUAACAUCGCAUUCCAGCUAGCAUUGUCACAUCGAGACUAGACAAAUGUCGUGAUAUGAUAAAGCUACAUAGGUACCGAUGUGGGAAUUGAUACUAUAUGAUUGCGGGUUGAACCCAUGUGAUACGAUUUAUGGUUACUUCGCCGAAUUCCUAAGAGAAGUCAUACAGAGCCAAGUCAACUAAGAAAUCAACUGUGAAUUCGAUCUCAAGAUGGCUUCUUCAGAGGGAAAGAAACAGAUUUUGCUGAAUGCAUUUGAUAUGUCAACUGUUGGUCACCUCUCUCCCGGCCAAUGGAAGAAUCCCGUCGAUAAAUCAGCAACGAAGCGCAAUCUUGAGUAUUGGAUAGAGCUCGCGAAACUGCUGGAUAAGGGAGGAUUCAACGCUCUAUUCCUUGCUGAUACAUAUGGAGGCUAUGACACCUAUGAGGGAAGCUUAGAUAACUGCAUCAGACGAGCUGCUCAAUGGCCAAUGACCGACCCAACUAUCCCGAUCGCGGCAAUGGCAGCUGUGACAAAGAACUUGUCAUUUGCCAUCACUGCUUCGACAUCCUUUGAACCCCCUUUUCUAUUAGCAAAGCGAUUUUCGACCUUGGAUCACUUCACUGGGGGUCGAUUCGGUUGGAAUAUUGUCACCUCAUGGAAGAAGGCGGCGUUUAAAGCUAUCGGCCUCGAUAAUCCCAUUGAGCACGACGAGCGUUAUCGCCAAGCCGAUGAGUAUUUGAGAGUCCUAUACAAGCUUUGGGAGGGCUCAUGGGCCGAUGAUGCCAUAUCCCCUGAUCCGGAGAACGACAGCUAUGCGGAUCCAGACAAGAUCCGUACAAUUAACCACAAGGGGAAGUAUUUCACACUCAACUCACGUCACAUCGUCGACCCGACUCCUCAGCGGACUCCUUUCUUAUUUCAAGCUGGAACUUCACCCGCAGGUUCCGAGUUUGCUGCUACACACGCGGAGGCAAUUUUCGUGUCCUCUCACUCACCUUCUGUUCUUCGGCCCAAGAUUGCCAAGAUCCGAGAGUUAGCCGCUUCUAAGGGUAGGGAUCCGAGCUCACUCAAGUUCUUUUCAACCCAUACCCCUAUUAUUGGGCGUACCGAUGAAGAAGCACGCGCGAAGUAUGAGGAACUCCAGAAAUACGGCUCGGUCGUCGGUGGCCUUGUCUUGGUUAGUGGGUGGACUGGAAUUGACUUAUCUAAGAUCCCCUUGGAUCAAGAGAUCACCGCAGCGGAUUCGCUGGAGGCUCAUAAAGUACGCAGCAUCUUAGACUCAUUUACUACUACAAGUGAGAGCAUACCGAAAUGGACGCCUCGUGUGAUAGCUCAAAAAGCAUUCAUUGGAGGUCUUGGUCCAAUUAGUAUCGGGAGUCCCCAGACUGUAGCCGACGAGCUGGAACGUUGGGUCCGAGAGGCAGAUGUGGAUGGGUUCAACCUUGGCUAUGUGACUACCCCCGGCUCGUUUGAGGAUGUAGUUGAGCUCUUGAUUCCUGAGUUGCGACGUCGGGGGAUUUACCCAGACCCACCGGAAGAAGGGGAGAAGCUUACUGCUAGGGAGAGGGUAUACGGAAAGGGGCAACGUGGACUCAGGGAAGACCACCCUGGGUCUGCGUACAAAUAUGAUCGAUACCAGGAGGAUCCGCCAUAUGAAGAGGAAGUUCCUACCAAGAAUGGAGACAAUUAGGUGUCAUACAAGAUCUGUCAUUAUAGUCACUAGGACGGUUAGAUCAACAAACCACAAAGGGGUCAUUUCUCAGGAUGCGACCGCAAAACACUCAUCGUACGUUACACACACACUCAAUUAAUGUUGCCCCCACCUUGCUUCGACGCCUCCUUUCACCGGAGUAUGACGACUAUGGCGUGCAACCUAUAUUGGGGAACCCCGCCCAUGCCCUAUGGCGUGAUUGGGUUCCUCAUCUUGCGUGAUCGUAGCCAAGCAAGCCGCAAUACCAAACCAUACGAAUCACUACCUAGGUACGGCAUCGUAUGGCGAUAGCUUGCAAUCGGGCGGGCGAAAGCGCCGGCAGUCGGAGGCCAUUGUCGAUUGGAUAGUCUAGUCCCGAUACUGCAAUGAUGCAACAAUUAAGCUACGUAAAUGCCUUCGAACAAAUAGGCCGGAAUAUCAACA